Molecule: messenger RNA, 627 nt
Organism: Striga hermonthica
Lineage: Eukaryota; Viridiplantae; Streptophyta; Magnoliopsida; Lamiales; Orobanchaceae
Source: the annotation of a GenBank genome assembly
AUGGACAAUGAAAAUCAUGUGAAGGAUGUGGUAGAGAAGCCUAAUAAAGAUGUUAAAGAGAAUAAUCCUGAAAAAAUCUGCAAACUGAACUCGGAUGGUGCUGAAUGUGUUUCAUUAGAAGAAAAGACAAUGGAGACUACUCAAGUGGACCAUGAGAAACUUUCUUCAAAUGAACCCCCUCAAAGGCAGGAAAUGGAGCUUGACAAUGUUCAGCACGUUGAGGAUGUAGAAACGAAUGAUGCGGCUAAUUUGGAUAAAGAUGAACGUGACCAAGAUAGUCUGAUGGGGCAAGGUGUGGAAACAGCUCUUCCUACUGAAACUGAUGGGGAUGACCAGACUGAUGUAGUUGCUGCCAGAAAUGAAGGGGAUGAUGCUUUGCGGCUGAACAAGCACGAAGCUGCUAAAAUAGAUUCCCUUGGCGUAAAUUCUCCUGAAAAGGUUGAAGACAUGAGUGGAGAUACCUUCAAGUCUUUUUCUACUCAAUCAACACUGCCUUGGAUGGAAGAAGGCGGUGAUGGAACGCUAGAGGAUCAAAUUGCAUUCAUGAAGGAACUUGAGAGUUUUCACAGGGAGAAGGCACUAGACUUCAAACCUCCCAAAUUUUACGGGCAGCCACUAAAUCUAUAA